Molecule: messenger RNA, 2391 nt
Organism: Aphis gossypii (cotton aphid)
Lineage: Eukaryota; Metazoa; Arthropoda; Insecta; Hemiptera; Aphididae
Product: putative mediator of RNA polymerase II transcription subunit 26
Exons: 4
Coding region: 481-1881 (466 amino acids)
Source: RefSeq, a predicted model, not a curated record
CGUUUUUCCAAGACGGUUUUGCGGGAAAACUCCCGCUGAAGGCGCGUGCGUUUCCCCCCGCUGACUCGAGCUAAUAGCGAAAACCACCAUCGUGAUUAAAAGUGAAAACGCCGGCUACUUCAGGUCACAUGUAUUCUAUCCGUUCGACCGGACCUAAACACGCGUAUAGAAUAGAAUAUAGUACAUUAAAAUCUAUUAAAUUCGUGAUACUUGUGUGUAACUGUUUAACGAUAUAAAAUUUCAAUAAUAUACACCUAUACUCGAUUCGGUGGUGUUUUUUUCGUCGUCAUCGUGAUUUUCAUUGAUUUUUUGGUAAUAAUGCCGUGCACCCAGUGCGUCGCCGUCAGAUAAAAUGUAUUUUCAAUAACGUGAUUAAAGCUUACUUAUUCGUAUACACAACAAUACUGAAAAUAGUAUAGUAGAUAAUUGAUUGAAGACCACGUCGUCGUAUAUGCAUUAUAGUUGACACAAACUUAUACAAUGGAGCAAUUUUGGCAUGGUUUGUUGAUUGGUUGUAUCUUCACGGUGACGGUGUGCAGUUCGGAAGACACGAUACCACGUCGAGUUGUUCCAAAGUCCGAUGAAUAUCAAGACGAAAUCACCGCUGCCGAAGAUCACGAACACCACAGGAUCAUCAUCGUGGUGCCCAAAGAAAUGCCGCAGCACGUGAACCACGUGCACACGUACAAGCUGGCCGGAAAGGGAAUACCGCUGAUCCACUCGGGCAAAGUGGUGCACGACCACAAGCACAGCGGCAAGGUGGCUCACGAUCACGGGCACGUGGGCAAAUCCGCUCACAGUCACAAGCACGCCGGCGCGUACGGCCACCAGCACAAGCACCUUGGCUACUUGGGACACAAGCACUUCGGCAGCUUGGGCGUCGUUGGGCAAAAACCCGCGGCCCCGCAGCCGCAGCCGCCGCCGCACAAGUCGUCGCUCGACCAUCACCACAACCGCGGCCACCAUCACCACCAUCCGCUGCAUCUGCACAACGCCGCCCACCAGCUGCACUUGCAGCACCAGCACCAGCAGCAACUGCACCAGCAGCAGCUGCUGCAGGCCGGCGACUAUCUGGUGCAGCAGCACGGCGCGGCGGGCGGAAGUAGCGGCGUGCUGCAGGCGGGCGGACGUAGGCCCGCUUCCGGCGGCGGUCGCGUACAGUUCGUGCCGUCGUCCAAGCCGCGGGGCCUGGGAUCGUUCAUGCCCGCGGAGAUCCAACAGUACGUGCAGCACGGCGCCGUCGUCCAACAACAGCAGCAGUUGCAACAACAACAGUUGCAACACCAGCAGCAUCAGCAGCAGUUGCAACAUCAGCAGCAUCAGCAGCAGCAGCAGUAUCAGCAGCAGCAGCAACAGCAACAGUACGCGGAAUACGACGACGACGAGAGCGUCGACGGCGGUGGCCGUAGCGCACCGCCGCCCGCGUACAACGUGAUACAGUUGCGGGUGCCCGAUCACCAAGAACCGAACGUCAUCAAGCACGUGGACAUCGAUUUGGUCAACAACGUGGCCAAACUGCAGACCAGCGAAAAGCAGCAGCCAGUCACAGCUAAUUUCAAGUCGGUGACGCAGUACAACAAGGUGAUCGGACACGGGCGAGCGGUGGCCCCGGCAAAUGUCGAGGACGAGUUCGACGCGCAGACGGACGACGAGGACGUGGGCGGCGAGUUGUUGCUGGAAGACGUCGGUUACCGGUUCGGCGAGGGUUACAGGCUGGCGAUGGACGGUGGUUCAGGAUCCGGUGACUUUUCCGCCGCCCAGGAACAGGACGAGGAGGAGGUGGACGAGUCGUUCAAGGAACCCUCGGCCGACGAACCCUCCGACGGCGGCGGCGGCGGCGGCAACAACGCCUACAGUCAGGCGUACAGUUUACAGUUCUGAUAAUAUAAUAACCUCCAACAGUCAACACCAUAACCGAGUUUUAUGAGAUUGUUAUAUUGUUAAAUUAGUUUUGUAGUUUCUUCGAUUUUUUUUUUUUACGUAUAAAUUAUUUGUUUUUGUUACUAUUUUUGCUUUUAUUUUGUUUUUAUUAUGUAGUGUUGUAUUAUUUGUCGUUGUAUAACUUACUAUACUUUACGUACGGAUAUAUUAUAUUAAUAUAAUAAUAUAUUUUAUACUAUAUUAUAUAAUAUUUUAGUCGUAUGUUUUUCUCCAUGUAUUUGUUUGCCACAAACUUCUACAUUUAGAACGUUUGAAUUAACUAUUGUAUAAAAUCGUAACGCAGAUUUAUGAAAAAAACUUUAUUAAAAAAUAUAUAAUGUUUUAAAAAAUCUGCAAUAUUUUCCGUUGUACCAUUUAAAACGUUUAACAGAUAAAACGAAAACUACAAAUUUACGAUGUAUGUUUUUGGCUUUAAAAUGGUUCUCCGUUGAAAAAUAAAACCAAAAAAUU